This is a messenger RNA of Sphenostylis stenocarpa, 852 nucleotides long. NCBI's taxonomy places the organism in Eukaryota, Viridiplantae, Streptophyta, Magnoliopsida, Fabales, Fabaceae. The record is from the annotation of a GenBank genome assembly.
AUGGCUUUCGGGAACUCAAAAUCUCCAAGUCCCUUUUCCAUUCUAGUUAUCAAAUUUCUCAUCCCUUUCCUCUUGCUACAACAUCACAGUGUCCACUCACAACCAUCUCCACUGUCUGGAGACGAAACCGUUUUCUUCAGCUUCUCUCAUUUCGAAGAAGGUGACCCAAACAUAGGAUUAUUGGGCAAUGCCUCAAUAUCUGAUGGGGUUCUAAGGCUAACCAACACUGACCAACUUGGCAAACCAGUUCCACACAGUGUUGGACGAGCGGUGCAUUUCACACCAAUACACCUCUGGGACAAAAGCAGCGGAAAACUCGCAGAUUUCAGCUCUGGCUUCUCCUUUGUCGUGAACCCUAAUGGUUCAACCCUUCAUGCUGAUGGUUUUGCCUUCUUUAUUGCACCAGCCGACAACAUUCUCUUACCUACAAACUCAAGUGGAGGGUACCUUGGACUUUUCAGCCCAGAAACUGCAUUGGACCCUUCCAAAAACCAAAUAGUGGCUAUUGAGUUUGAUAGUUAUACCAAUGAAUGGGACCCCGAUUCACCUUCUCAGUCUCCUCACGUUGGAAUUGAUGUUGACUCUAUCAAGUCAGUGGCAACCGUGGAAUGGCCAAGUGAACUUGAACCGGAUAAUGCUGUGGCUCAAGCGACCAUAAACUAUAACUCUGAGUCCAAGCACUUGACUGCGUUUGUGGUUUACCCUGGGGACAAUAGGAAUGCCACUGUCUCUACCAUCGUUGAUUUGAGGAAUGUUUUGCCAGAAUGGAUCAGAGUUGGUUUCUCUGCCUCCACCGGUGACUUGGUUGAAACGCAUGACAUUCUUCACUGGUUUUUCGAAGCAGCCUUGUAG